CAGGAAGUGUCCAUUCGCCUUCCACUAGCAUGGCAACACCCUCCCAGUACCGCCAGCUGCUGAGUGACUAUGGACCGCCAUCACUAGGCUACACCCAGGGAACUGGGAACAGCCAGGUACCUCAGAGCAAAUAUGCAGAGCUGCUGGCCAUCAUUGAAGAGUUGGGGAAAGAGAUCAGACCCACAUAUGCAGGGAGCAAGAGUGCCAUGGAGAGACUAAAACGAGGCAUCAUUCACGCUCGAGGCCUGGUUCGGGAGUGCUUGGCUGAAACAGAACGCAAUGCCAGGUCCUAGCCUCCGUAGUUUGAAGGUCCCCAUCUUUGUAUGAAAUGGGAGGUUAACAAUUCAUAUCGCCUGUUGAGAUAAAAUUCUUUUUUUAAAAAGUGGUAACAGUUUAGUUUUUUUCUGCCAGUUUUUUUCUGCCAUGGUUCACUAAGCUUUGAACCUACACUCUCAAAGAUUGGGGAAAUAUUUUGCAGUUAAUUAAGAUGUGCAUUUUAAGUAGUUAGGAAUGACCCAGGUUGUCUUUUUUUUUUUAAGCAUUGAUUUAAAAGAUGCAUGUAAAAUUACUUUAUAGCAAACUAUUGUUUGCCCCCAAAUGCCAGUGUCUCCCUUUAAUCCUCCUUUGAGUACAUUUGUUGUUUGCAUUACCCAAACAGAUUUGUUCCUUUUCAUAAGCUCAUUGGACUCUGAGGACUUUAGUGCAUACCGACAUACCAGUUUUACUUAGUACCUGGCUUGCUUGCCAUACAGUGUAGAUUCUGCUUAAUGGAGCUUUUUUGCUUAAGCAUUUGCAUGACUCUGAGUGCUUUGAGGUCAAUCUUAAAAAAUGCAAAAGUUAUAAAUACAGAAGAAAGAGCAGUCUACCCAACCUAACAAGCACCCCCAAAAUUUCUAUCCCAAGACUGUGCAUAGAUGUUCCACAUUUGCUGUAAGCUGAUCAUAACAUUUGGAAGAAAAUGACUGAAACUGUUUGCAUCUUUGUAUGUAUUUAUUACUUGAUGUAAUAAAGCUUAUUUUCAUUAACAA
Nannospalax galili (Upper Galilee mountains blind mole rat) is the source of this 1028-nucleotide messenger RNA. It is a transcript of the gene Cdk2ap1, whose product is annotated as cyclin dependent kinase 2 associated protein 1. The record is from RefSeq and is a predicted model, not a curated record. The coding region runs from base 30 to 293 and encodes 87 amino acids. The transcript is spliced from 3 exons. Lineage: Eukaryota; Metazoa; Chordata; Mammalia; Rodentia; Spalacidae. Gene Ontology annotation, cellular component: cytoplasm; nucleus.